CGCCAAUCAAAUUUGAAUGAAGGCAAUGUUGUUGUUUGCGCCCCACACCCACACCCACACGACACACACCCCUUUCUCUCCACUCCCAUCAACAACAACAGCAACCGUCACAAGUACACACAGGUGCACACGCACACACAGGUGCACACACAUAACCACACACACACACACACAUAACCACACACAUACAAAUACACAUACACAUACACAUACACAUACACGCAGGUGCAUACCACUACGUUAGAACGCAAGCGAUGGCUGGGCGGCGUGGUCGUCGAAGCCAAGUUGGCUCCACGAGCGACCUGUCAAUGGAAGAACAGCUCGCCUUGCCCAUUGAUCUCAACAAGCGGCGCUCCUUUCAGUACGUACCUGCAAAAGUGAGCAGCAAGAGCAAGUCACGCGUCUCGCCCGUUGUGGCACCAGCAACAUCAUGGCACAGCCCGUCAACCACACGCAGUCCAGACGCUUCCCACCCCAGCAGCAAGUCUGUCAAGCACGCAGCAUCUGCGUCGUCAUUUUUCCUGCGUCGUCGUCACCCAAAGGGAGGCGACAGCUCAUCCCCAAAGCCGCGCUCCAGCAAGCGACGGUCAAAGGCACACAGCACCAGCAGCAACGGCAGCCGCUUCUCGCCUCACCGGCGAUCCAAGAAGCAGCACGCGCGCAGCCCCAAGCACCUCAGCGCCAGCCACAUAUGGGAGGAUCCGUUUGGCGACUAUGGCGACGAAAGCGACGAGGACGACGAAGAUGACGACUUUGAUGACGACGACACCGACUACUACGACGAGAGCGACCGCUCUGGUCGCGCCAGCGCACUGAGCACGAGCAGACCGCGCAGCGCCAACGAUUUCAGCCGCCAGCAGCAGCAGCCACGAGCACGGCGGCGGCGCAGGCGGUACCGCAACUGGUCGUACAGCCGCAAGCUGCAGAUGUGGCGGGAGAGCGGCACAUCGACAUUCUCCGCGCGACACCACGUGCGGUUUCCGCACCGGCUGGAGGUACCGAGUACCCGGCUCACGCCCCUGGCCGUUUCCCUGCUCGAGCGCAGCAUCUUCGCGCACGGCAACCACCCCAUCAUUGAGACCAUGCCUGUAUAUCCGCUGCCGCCCGUGGCGCUGGACCGGGAGGGUGUGGCGUGGAAUGAAACGUCGCCACCGACCAUGUCGCCAUCGUCGUCGGGGAUGGUCGGGUGGGUGACUGCCAUGAGCAGCUCGUCGGCAGCAGGGCGAGGACAGGAGCAGCUGGUGCAGUCCAUCACAUUCAAGCAGAUGGAGGCACCAGCGAGGAGUGAUGGGGGUGAUGGUGGUGGUGGUGGUGGUGAUGGUCGAGUGGCUGUGAAUGGACACGGCAGCGGUGGCAGCGGUGGCGGUGUUGUUGCUGCAGAGUUGGCCGAAACAGCAACAGAUGGCGAUGAGGAUGGUGCGAGCAGUGAUGGCGACACGUUCAAUGUUGUGAGUGGUGGUGGUGGGAGGAACAGCGUCCACCCAGCAGCAGCAACGUCGACAACAACAGCAUCAACAACGGUAUCGGCGACAUCAACGACAGCGACAAGAGGAGCAACGCCAUCGUCACCACCACCUCGACCACGGUCUGCCUGGGCUGAGUCCGCGUCACCGCACCAACCGCGCAAGACAAGCGGUGGCCGCGAUGGCAGCGGUGGUGGUGGUGGUGGUGGUGGUGGUGGUGAUGGUGGGGGGCAGCGCAGUGCACAGGCAGCGUUUGGCGAGCUGGAGAUGACGCAGGGCCACAAUGUGGAGGCGGACACGUCUGUGUUUGUGGUUGAUCGCCCGCUCUCUGUUCUCGACAGGCUGCGCAUGCUGCCCUCGCACAUGCCCAUGCAGGUUGAAAAUGAGCGGCCGCGCGACGUGCCCGCUGUUGAGGAUGGCAUGACAUUCUUCCGCCUCUCUGCCCUCCAAUACGUUUUCGGCGACCGCGCAGCCGACCCAGGCCAGCGGGACGACACGGACUUUGAGUUUGAUGCUGACGCCGUUGCUGCCGUCUAUGACGAGGACCUGCGAUCCACCACGAAACCAAUCGGACACCACAUGCUCGAGAGCGUCACAGAGGACGUCGAGGUCGACAUUGACAAGGACGAGGCACCAACAGCGUCAACUACAGCAGCACCGGCCGCUGUUCUCCUUCGGCGUCGCUCCACGCGCGCGUCGGCGGAGGCGUUUGGAUUCGCAUCGCGGCCGGCCUCCAUAUCCGCCGACGACCGCCGCCGCUCCGUCGCAUCCGUCUACGGAUUUGAAUUUGGCGGCGGCGAGUCAACAGACGUGGAUGUGCCUGGACAGGUUCGCCAGCGCGGCAACUCCAUCUCCAUCGCCGGUCUUGGAAGUACGGCUGAAACCGACGACCACCAUCCACAGCAGCAGCAACAGCAGCCGAUGGCGACAACACAAGAAGAGGAGGCGCCGCUGUCUCCGCUGAGCGAUCGCAGCGAUUCCGCAUUUGGUUUUGGAUUCGAUGAACUCAUUGAUGACCUCUUCUUCAAGUCCUCUGAUGAGUCAUCCCCCGCCUCCGCCCGCGCCGCCCUUCGCAAACAUCCGCGAUCUGUGCGUCUGUCGCGCCGAUUGAGCGCCGGCGACACUUCAGGCGAUGACACACCGGCAACGUCCCCGCACAGGAAUACAAGCACACAUGCUGGUCAUGACAGUGGUCGUGGUGGUGAUGGUCGUGGUGAUGGUGGUGAUAGUGAUGGUGGUCGUGGUAAUGGUGAUGGUGAUGGUGAUGGUGACCGUGGUCGUGGUGGUGGUGGUGGUGGUGGUGGUGGUGUGCGUGGACGGUGGCACAGUGUUGAAGAUGAGACGACGGAUGACGAUGAGGGCGAUGGCGGGCGUGGAUAUAUGUCCGUUCUCCCAGAGGCGGAGGGCGCAGACACUGACCACGAUGAUGAUGAUGGUGGUGAUGGUGGUGAUGGUGGUGAUGGUGAUGAUGGCGGUGAAGCGAAGAGACGAGACACGGAUGCGAUUCUCGGGUAUGGAUUCACAACAGCAGCGGCAGCAAAGACGACGACGACGACGAUGAUGGGUGGCGUUGCCGUGAAGACUGUGGAGGAGGAAGUGCAAGACGCAGGAGAAGCAAACGCAUCCACCGCACAUGAGAAAGUGAGCCGUGCUGGGAACCUGUUGCUACCGGCCGGUGAUGGUGAUAGCAAUGGUGGUGAUGGUGAUGGCGGUGGUGUGCGUGGCAAGACGCGUGGUGGCAGCAUCAUGCGUGUUGUGCGGAACACGAAUCACGCGGAGGAAUUGGCCCGGAUCAACGCGCAUACAGACACGGCAGCCACCAACGAACCGCUCACAAAGGAGCAGGAGCAGAAGAUGGCUGACACGGUCGAGAGCUUGGGCGACGCGGACGACCAAUAUGAACAGCUACACUACCUGAAAGAGCUGACAUCUCUUCUGCAAGAAGAUUCUCGUCUGCUGCAGGAGUGCAUUGACUGUGGGGGUGUUGUUGUCCUGAACGACCUCGCAAAGAACGAGGCGUUUGUCGCUGUGCAGAUUGCUGCUGUUGAUGUGAUGACGAUUCUUGCGCAACAGCACGCGUCCUGUCUCGAGCUCUCUGACGCAGGCUGCGUGUCGACAUUGAAGUAUCUGCUUGAGGCGUAUUCUGUCGCCGAAUCUGCAGCGCGUGCCCUCGUUGCCAUCGCCAGGCACACAAUCGACAUUGUGGUGCUAACGGGCGUACUGCCGAAACUGGUGGCACCAAUGCCACGGUUCGACGUGCAACUCAUUGGGGAUGUUGUGUCGCUGCUGUACGCGUGCCGUCGCAACCACGCAGCCGCACUCGCCCGCGCACACGCCGUUGACCCCCUCCUCACGGCACUGCCAGCCCUGACAGCCGCUGGCGACGAAGAGUCCGUGUUGAUGGCGCUGCAGGUCAUCGCCGCCAUCAAAGCCCGCACGCCUGCUGUUGUUGCGCCGUUGCUGAAACUGCCACUCGCUGACAAGGCGCUUGCCCCUCUCAAGACACACACCAAUCUUCGCAUCAGGGACGCAGUGUCAUCUCUGUUGGCAUAACCACAGCUGCUACAUUACAAUGACCUGUUUUGGUUUGUUGGGCUCUAUACAUACAUGCGCAAUUACACGCAAACCCACAACACAUCUUUGAUUCCAUUCUCCACUGUUUAGUUUUUUGCUUGGCUGUUCGCCUGAUACACGAACAAAUGUGCA
Messenger RNA from Salpingoeca rosetta, 4169 nucleotides. RefSeq lists its product as uncharacterized. Lineage: Eukaryota; Choanoflagellata; Craspedida; Salpingoecidae. The coding region runs from base 255 to 4016 and encodes 1253 amino acids. The record is from RefSeq and is a predicted model, not a curated record. The transcript is spliced from 20 exons.